ACAGAGAGAAACCCUGUCUCAUAAAAAACCAAAACCAAACACAAUCACCCAGACGUGUCCUUCUGCAGAAUGCUAGCUACAGCCCUUGAGAGGAAGACCGCGCAGACGCCUCACAGGCAUAGAUGAGAUAGGGCUUGGUUUUAACUGCUUUGUACUGCAGACUUCAUACAGACAAGAUGUUCUCAGUAGAAUGAGAAAGAGAAUGCUGUUAAUAAUUCCUACAGUUACUUAUCUACAAGUGGCUCUUGUUCUGUUAAAACCUUUAUUAUGAAAAUUCACUUAAAUAGGAUGGAACUAUUUUAAGUGACUUUUCAGCAACUUGUGGCUUGAAUAGAAGGCCUCAAGGUAGGCUGGAGCCACUUCGAAUCCGAAAGAAUGGGAGGAAAAUCCAAGGGUCCUGAAGCUUGGGUGUCACUGGGCAGGGACCUGGGACUACCUUGGACCCAAGUCUGUCCUCCAUCUGUGGAAUACCAUCUCGGGUCAGGGGACAUCUGCAAUUCAGUUCCUAGGCUGUGGCUGUAAAGAGAAGUCAUCUGUUUCAGACUCGGGCUGAUAGAGUAAGCCAAGCCUUUAAUGGUGUCAGUAAGGCAGUAGGCAGUGUCCUGCACCUCCACUGCACUUACUGGGUAGACUCCAUGGAGGAAGAGCCUGGUGGCAAGUCCACCCCAACCCCUACACCUUAGGCAUAGAAGAUGAGCUCUGGAAUCUGUCCACCCUGGACUCCAGUCCCGUUGGUACUGUCUGAGGAGCACUGGAACUGGAAGGCUACCUUUCCACACUGCACUUCUGUCAUCCCUUCCUGCCCAAAGUAGCUGAGCUCACUGCCGUCCAGGACAGCACUGGCUGUGUAGAAGGUGUCCUGCUCCACCUGGACUGGGUGCUCAAACCAGACUGGGAAUGUGUUGCUGGAUCCAUCUGAAACGAACUUGGUGAGAUUCUGAGCUAGGACCAUCCCUAGCCGCUUGAGUUCAAUCUUCACACUGUACUCGGCCUUCCCAGAACUGGACCCAUAAAGGCCCAGUCCAGCAAUGAACACCCUUCUGUCCACUGCAAACUGGAUGCUGUCACAGCGCCCACGGUACCUCCACUGGUUACUUCGGUAGGCAGAGGACUGGAAGCGGUGGCACCUCUGUGGAGCGAGGCCUUUCCUCUUGGUCAGGGGGAAGUCAAGGAGGGGCUUCUUGGCAGCUGUGUACCAAAGGAAGAUAUUGUGGGUCUCCUCUAAGGUCAGGAUGUCUGACUGGGCAGCACCGUUGGCAAACUCCUCUAGGGUCAUAGUUGGAAUUCGGACUAGAUAGAGGGCACUUCCCAAAACAUGCCUCUUGUUGUGAGGGGUGACAGGGAGACCCUGUCUCUUGCACUCUGCCUCAGCCCAGUUCAGGACCGCCUCGAAGACCACAGCCUCUUUGGUGUUGAGGGCCUCCCUGGUCACAAUGAUCUCCAGGGUCUGCCGAUCAAUUUCACAGAAGCCUUCUGACCUCAGAGCCAUCUCAGCCUGUGCAUCAAUGACUUCCCAGCAGCGCUGGGUCAGUUCAGGUUCCUCAAACAGUCGGCUCUGGGAUAGCAGGACACAGGCAUUUUUGGCUUCCAGGCUUGUCUCCAGAAAGUUGACGCAGGCCUUGGCUAAUGCAGGCACAAUGUACUUCUUAGCAGCAUACAGAGUGGCGAGUACUGUGUCUGCUUCCAGAUCAAUCUCAUCGCUGUACAUGUACCUGGGUAAUAAGACAGGGACUCUUUUGGGGAGCUGCAAGGUCUGGCCUCAAAGAGGAGCUCAUGGGCUCCCAUGAACAACCUCUCAGAUUAUAGGAAACGUGUAGUGGACCACUGGAAGGUAACCUCCCCAUCUUUCCAGCCCCAGAGUAGAGCACUUACUUUAACAAGACCAGGAAGGCAGCAGGCUCGACAUCAGGAAUGUGGAUUUCUGACUUGACUUCCGCAAGGUCCCCAUAGAACAUGGCAUAGAAGACGGAGCUGCCAACAGCCAAGACGUACUGUGGAUGAAAUAAAGUCACCUGAGCUACAGGGCUGUAAAGACGGUCCAGGGAGACUGCAUUUAGCCAGGCCCGCCAGGGGACAGGGCUGUGCCCCUACCCACCUUGUGGGCGGGCACGCGCUUGGCUGCCCCCAGGGCUCCCACGAUGAAGUGGACGUCAGCCAUCAGCUCGUUGUUGAACAUGAGCGCAUUCCUGCAAGGGGGAGAGACACACGGGCUGGAACGGCGCGCGCCUGGGCUCUGGAGCCCGGGGGCGGGCGUCGGCUCACCUCUCGCGCAGCGUCGGGUGGAAGGACUGCCAGUUGGGGCUCUCGGGAUUGUUGUUGUCUGGCGCGGGUGGCGCGGGCAAGGGCGGCAGCGGGGCGGGCGCCAGGCAGGGCGGGCAGCAAAGGCCGACCUUCCUGCCCACGGCCGCGCCCGCCGCGUUGCUGUUGGCGAUGUCGGUGGCAGUAGCUGCGGAGGCGCCGGCGGGCGGGUACAGUUCUGCGGCCAUCGUCGCUCCGGCCGGGGCCGCCUCCACACUGGUCGGCGCGGCGCAGCGCGCCUUCGCGCCGCGCCGGGGCCUGGGCAGCGGCUCUGCGAGCACCAGCAGGGAGGUUAGGCACUGAGCCACCCGCCCAUGCAGGCAGGCCAGCGGCAGCAGCAUGGAGCCACGCCGGCCCUGCCUGCCGCCCGCACCCCCGCACCCCCGCACCCCCGGAGCCCGCGGCCCGGCCGCAGGGGGCGCCGUCCCACCCGUACCCACUGAGGCGCCGGCGUCUCUCGUCACUGCGUCACGACGACGCGGCUCCUCCUCGCGCCGAGGCCCCGCCCCCCAGGAGGCUGCUGAGGCCCCGCCCGGUGACCAGACCCAUGCUUAUACAUUCCACGCUUUGCUCAUCUACUGGAAUUUGGGGAGAAGAACCAUGAGGUAUCCAUGACAGCCCUGAGGCUUCUGCAGAGAAUGAAGAGGGAUUGGAUGCAUACAGGCCGGCGCCCUUCUGGCCUCUGUGGAGCAGCACUUUUGGUUGCAGCCAGGAUGCAUGAUUUCCGGAGAACAGUCAAAGAAGUCAUCAGUGUGGUCAAAGUGUGUGAGUCCACACUACGGAAGAGGCUCACAGAAUUUGAAGACACUCCAACCAGUCAGCUCACCAUUGAUGAGUUUAUGAAGAUUGACCUGGAAGCGGAGUGUGACCCUCCCUCCUACACGGCUGGACAGAGGAAGCUGCGCAUGAAGCAGCUGGAACAGGUCCUGUCAAAAAAGCUAGAAGAAGUUGAAGGUGAAAUAUCCAGUUACCAGGAUGCCAUUGAAAUUGAGCUAGAAAACAGCCGGCCAAAGGCAAAAGGGGCUCUUGCCAACUUGUCAAAGGAUGGCUCCGGUGAGGACGCCACAUCCAGCCCGUUUUGUGAGGAGGACACGGAGGAUGAGGAGCUGGAGGCUGCCGCCAGCCACAUGAACAAGGACUUUUACCGAGAGCUCCUGGGGGAUGAUGGCAGCUCAGAAGCAGCAGAAGGCCCUGAUGGGGGCAGCAGGCCCCUCGCCCUGGAGUCCCUGCUCGGGCCCUUGCCCACAGCAGCCAGCCUGGGCAUCUCCGAUUCCAUCCGAGAGUGUAUCUCCUCCCCAAGUGGGGAUCCCAAAGACACUUCAGAGGACGGGGAGCUGGACCUUAGUGGCAUCGAUGACCUUGAGAUUGACAGAUACAUUCUGAAUGAGUCAGAAGCCCGGGUAAAAGCUGAGUUGUGGAUGCGGGAGAAUGCUGAGUACCUGCGGGAGCAGAGGGAGAAAGAAGCAAGAAUAGCAAAGGAGAAGGAGCUUGGCAUCUAUAAGGAGCACAAGCCCAAGAAGUCUUGCAAACGCCGGGAGCCUAUACUGGCCAGCACAGCUGGGGAGGCUAUCGAGAAGAUGCUGGAGCAGAAGAAAAUCUCCAGCAAGAUCAACUACAGUGUGCUGCGGGACCUUAACAGCAAGGGUGGGGGCAGCCCACCCAGGGAGGACUCACAGCCCCCAGAGCACGCCAGCACCAAGAAGCUGUCACGGAGGAAAAGAGCAGCUAGCAGGAACAGUGCUGACCCUGGGACAAGCAUGGGGAAGAGAUUGAGGCCCCUGGUGUCUACACAGCCAGCUAAGAAAGCAGCUGUGGGAGAGGCCUUGCUUUUAAGUUCCCCUGCCCUGGGAGCUGAGCCCAUCAAGCCAUCAGCAGUCUUGGUGGAGAGUGGCCCUGUGUCAUACCAUCCUGAGGAGGAUGCAGAUGAGGAGGACGCUGAAGAAGAGGACGGAGAGCCUUGCGUCAGUGCUCUGCAGAUGAUGGGUGGCAAUGAUUACGGCUGUGAUGGUGACGAGGAUGAUGGCUACUGAGUGGAACUCAAGGCCAGGCAGCAUCCUGGUGCUAGAUUCCAAGUGUAUCUGUUUUUGGGGGUCAGGUGGGCCUGGGGCCAUGGCUCACAGGCAUGAUUUCUGGGACUCAACCAGUCAAGCACUGCCCCACUUGAUUUGAAGCACUCUUCCCAGGGCCACAAUGUGGCCCCAUCAUACUUACUGUUGGGAAUCAUGUUUUGAGCAAUGUACGGAGUAUUUUUGCCCAGCAAAGGAAACCAGCUGUGUGUUUAUGUGUAAUGAAACAUGGUCAGGGAGUAGCUAGGUCGGGAUCCCACUUCAUGGCCUAGCCUUCUAGUCAUUUGUUCACCAGAAAUCCUUAGGCAGGCUCUGUGUGCUCCUGUCAUAAGGAGACGCAGCACAAAGGGCCUUCACUCACGAAGUAGAACCUUGGUCUUAGCCUGCUGCCAGUGUUCUCUGCCCAUCCUUCACAUCCUGGAAGGAUACAGAUUGGGCAGAAGACGUGUGGCAGUCACUGCUCUGCUUAGCAACCAUAGUCUGGAGCACCUGCCUUUAACUUCAGCCCCAGCUGCCUGCUGAGGCGGACACGAGCUCUCUACCAUCUCUAAUGUCCGUUCACCGCCUUGAACCACCAGGAGCAUUAUAGGCCUCAGUCUCUUGCUUAGGACUCAUGAGUUGUGCACCCAGGAGCCCUUGAGGCUGCCCAAUAGCAGAUUAAUCCAGUUCAUCAGCAGCGCUCAGAAAGUGGAGACCAGCAGACCACAUGCACCUGCAUGCAGCUUCCUGCUAAUGUCCAGACAACCUAUGUGGAGUUCUGGGUUAUGGCCCUGCCCUGUCACCUAGAACAGAACCCUCUGUCAAGAAAGCCUGCAAGCUGUUUCCUCACAAAAAGGCCCAGGACUAUCCUCAGUGCACUUAACUCAGGCCUUCUUUUCCUGGAUGCAGCCCUGGAUGUGAGUCUCCACUCCCUGGGCUGAGGCAGAGUAUUUGACUCUGUUUCAAAUCGAGAGGUGGGGGUCCAGGCCUGAGAUGACUGAGGUGGGAGAGGCAGACUGCAGAAGGAAGUAGAUCGGUGGGACAGAUACGGAGUGUUUGAUGAGAAGAUUGCAAAAAAUACUUUUUGAUUGUGUAUGGGAGUGUGGAACUAUAACCAAGGGUCCAUCCUAGGGUGGGGGCCAGCUUCACAAGAGUGAGGUCAGAAUCAUGGUAGGCAGCCAUGACACUGGUCCAGAGUAUUUUUAGGAUCUUUGUAUGCUUAUAUGUGACAGGACUUGCCUAUGGCCUGGAGAGAGUACAGGGCUGAGGGGUGGGAGGUAAGAGCUGCGGGAAUAGAAACAAGUAUCCUGGAACAGAAACUGAGCCCUGCUCCCCAGCUCUGCCUUGUCUGUCAUGAGAAAGCAGGAGAGGGUGUUAUCAAUGCUGGGAAAUGAGCAAGAGCCAGUAAGGCUGGAAUGGUCUUGUAAGGAGAGGGUUGAAGAAAGUCAGGGCAGAGGGAGGGACAGUGCUGUCCCCAGAAGAUGGGUGAAUAACAUAGUGGGUGGGUCCUGAAAUGGUUGAGACCUGUGUCACAUGGUUGAGAGACCCAGGUGCUGAAGAGUAAGGUCCCAGUAGGGGGCAGCCGUGAAAUGGCAAGGGUACCUCUGAGCUGAGGUCACAGCUUUGUAUGUGAGCUGCCACUAGCACUAAUGUGAGGCUCAAGGAGGCAUUGGGUCUGUAUGACCCUGUUCUCCAUACAGUUGGUUUAUUUCUACGUGCUCUUUUCUGACUGAGAUUACCACAGCAUGAUCCCCCUGCCUCAGAUCUUCCCAGAAUGCAGAGCAGUGCCUUAGGCAGCCUCCUGCGGCAGAACCAGGCCUCACCACACUGGACCUUGGAAGAGGGGAGAGGGAGUCUAUUGGAUCCUGCAUUCUAGACUGGGACCUGUCUUGUGUACACACUGGAGUGCUGAGAAGACAGGACAUUGUACUCUCUCUCUCUGCCUCCUCUCCCCUCUCCUCCUGUCUUUCUGAGAGGGUGAGGGAAGUGCAGAGGAAGCUACUGUAGGCUGCACUGUCCAAGGAUCUUGCCAACCACCUGAACUGAGGAACCUAGUACUUAGUGGUUACAACACCCUCUGCAAACUGGGUGAUCACCGGGGCAAGACAGGAGCAGUCAGCAAGGUUCCUGGUAAGCCUGCACAUCUUAGCUUACAUUGUGUACCUGUCUUUAGACAUAACCAGGGGCUGCUUAUAGGAGCUGGGCCACAGAACAAGAGGUCAUAGCAGUGCAAGGAAACAAGGCACUGUUCCCACUUGUAGCUCUUCUAUCCUGAGCUGUUGGGCCCAGUGAGAACCUUGUGCAGUCUACCCUGAACCCCAGUUUCCUGUCCGGCUGCUUUACCUAACUAUACCUACUGGAGCAGGAAUGAAAUAAGCCCUGUGGGGGUGGGGCACUCCUUUUAUACCUAGUUAGAAGGUGGAAGAUGAGCUCAGACCAUGUACCUCCUUUGGUCAUGUCCUUGGUAUUGCCUCCCAAGUGCCUGGAUUAAAGGUGUACACCCCCUG
Molecule: messenger RNA, 6850 nt
Organism: Onychomys torridus (southern grasshopper mouse)
Lineage: Eukaryota; Metazoa; Chordata; Mammalia; Rodentia; Cricetidae
Gene: Brf1
Product: BRF1 RNA polymerase III transcription initiation factor subunit
Exons: 14
Coding region: 2910-4328 (472 amino acids)
Biological process (GO): DNA-templated transcription initiation; transcription by RNA polymerase III; transcription preinitiation complex assembly
Cellular component (GO): nucleus; transcription preinitiation complex; transcription factor TFIIIB complex
Molecular function (GO): TBP-class protein binding; RNA polymerase III type 3 promoter sequence-specific DNA binding; RNA polymerase III general transcription initiation factor activity
Source: RefSeq, a predicted model, not a curated record